Molecule: messenger RNA, 882 nt
Organism: Microthlaspi erraticum
Lineage: Eukaryota; Viridiplantae; Streptophyta; Magnoliopsida; Brassicales; Brassicaceae
Source: the annotation of a GenBank genome assembly
AUGGCGGAUGGAGGAGCUCUUCCGCUUCUUCGUCCCUUGUUGCCGCGACCGUCGAUUUUCCCCAGCUUCUCAAACCUCCGUAAAUGGCGAUUCCAAAACCCGGAAUCUUCCUCCUCGCGUUCUCAUCUCCUCAACUUCUCUUCCUCACGCUCUAUAGUGGUGAAGUUAAUUCCGCUGAAUCGCCGGAGAUUCAGCUAUAAAACCAGCGCCGUCACGGAGAGAGGCGGAAAUGGACGGACGGUAAAGGGUAAAAGAAGGAGGAAAAGGCGGGAGCUUUGGGAAGAGCUCUUCGGGGAUAAUGUUGAAGACGACGACGAUGAUGAUGAUGGUAGUGGUGAUAUUGACCUGUGGAAGAUCUUAGAGGAAAUUGUAGAUAAUGUCUGGAUUUUAAAGGCAUUCAAAUCGUAUGGAUAUCUCCUACCGUUCAUCAUCUUAUCGCUUUUUUUCAGCACCGGACCCAAAGCUUUCCUCAUUUCACUAGGCGUAGCCAUUGGACCGUCACUGCUGUUUUUUGCGUUCCAGAAGUUGAUUGGUUGGGAUAAACGCAGAAGAAGAACAUCAAUGGCAAAUCAAUUUGGGAUAGAGGAAGAAGAAGAUGAAAUGGAGAUAACAAGGAGCAGCAGAGUUCGAUACAACCCGUCGCAGGCCAGAAACAAUGUCAAUGGCCGUGGAAUUAACACUGAAAUGGCUUCUAAGUUUGGUGGGUGGGACGAGUUAGACCGGCUCGGGAACAUUUCCGGGCAGCCGAGAAGCGAACCGAAGAACAAACCGGUGAGGAAGAGGAAGAAAAUAAGAAGAGAAGAGGCAGCUGAACCAUUGUUGCUGAGAUUGUUGGUGUCUUUGUUCCCAUUCUUAAGCUCUUACACAAACAUGCUCAAGUGA